AUGCAGGGCUUCUUGGAAACUGUGCCGUUACGAGCAAUGGCAGCUCGGAAAUCGAGACCACGCUACUCUAUUCGCCCUUUUUACCUUGUUCUAACGGUGCUCCUCGCCCUUGCGGCUAUCACUGUCUUCCUCCCUUCUCCGUCAGGCCUCCAGACGUCUAGAGAAACACCCCAUUUACGGAAACGACUGGUAACAGAACGUCAGGAGUGGUCAAAUAUUGCAGAAGAUGAGCAGGAAAAGUGCCGCCUUGUCCACAAGGCCCACGACCAGUGCGCGUACGUUCUCGCCAAUUGCAAGGACCAUGAAGUCGGACUUCUUUCUUAUCUGCAGCUAUAUUACUGCAAACUCCCGCAAGCGAAACCAGUGGCAUUCGCUAUCAUAGCCCUAUGGCUCUCACUUCUAUUCAGUACAAUUGGGAUCGCCGCGAGUGAUUUCCUCUGCAUAAAUCUCAGUACAAUGGCCAGUAUCCUAGGAAUGAGCGAGAGUUUGACCGGGGUAACUUUCGUAGCGUUCGGAAAUGGUAGCCCUGAUGUUUUCUCUACUUUUGCUGCCAUGAGCUCGAAUAGCGGCAGUUUGGCCAUAGGUGAGCUGAUCGGAGCAGCUGGCUUCAUCUCAGCUGUUGUCGCCGGCUCAAUGGCCCUAGUGAGACCUUUCAGGGUGGCACGACGAAGUUUUGUCCGCGAUAUUGCAUUUUUCACUUUCGCAGCCAGUUUUAGCUUGGUGUUCAUCGCCGAUGGCAAACUGCAUGUAUGGGAAUGUGUGAUUAUGAUUGGCUUUUACUUCUUUUAUGUUGUGACAGUUGUGACUUGGCACUGGUAUUUAGGCCGCCAGCGCUUGAAACGCGAGAGAGAUCUUAUGGCUAGGGCACACUUCCAUAUCCCUCAAAACCAGGAAUUAGAUAUUCAGGAAGAGCCCGAGGACGAUGAUGCUCCGGUAGCUGGUGCCCAACGCCCAACGCUUCUUGGGCCAUCUGACGAAGAUUUUGAUGCGCUUGAAAGAGCGGAUAUUCCGGCUUGGAAAGUCGAAGACGAGGAAGAUGAUGAAACACGGGAUCGAUACCUUGCGGAGUUACAGGGCAAUAUGCGCGUCAGCAGAGCUCCCGCUGGCCAAAGGGGAGCUGCGAUGGGAGCUAUCCGCCCAAGCCUGGUCGGUGCAUUGGAGUUUCGAUCAGUCCUUUCGUCGCUUCAAAGGUCGCGAAGUUUUCACUCAGGUCGAAUUCAUCUUCGAAAUUACUCCGAUGAUCCUAAUCAUUCAGAAUCCUACCCAGAUACCUUAAGUCCAACAAUUCCAUCUAUCCAUGGUCGCGCAAGAGCUGUGUCAGCUAACCCCGCCGUUCGGGUUCCUUUGCACAAUAAUCGGCGAAACGAUGCUGCAUCAGAUCGCGGUGUGCCAAUUGCGUCGCGGCGAGCGGCCAAUUUUGCUUCCGCUUUCACGGAUCAAGAACAUAUAUGUUUCGCAUCACCUACAUCAUCUGGUUAUCCAUCGAGGGCCCAUAGCCCAGCCUUAAUAGAAAGAGCCGGAUCACCAAAUUUUUUGGCACCGCCAGAGAGCCCGUUUCGACCGCUAAAUUAUCAAAGUGAAAGGGGUGCUACGCAAGGAGCUUCAUUGUCGCCGUCUCCAUUAUCUCCAAGAGCUAAACAACCGCACGGGACGCCUGCUAGCAGCAUUAAGUCUUCCGGCCCACAUAGUCCCACCCUUCCAUUUCCUCCAUACCAGGAUGAUGUAGCUUCGGUUCGCCCGGGGAUCCCUAGCAUCAGGCUACCUCCAGCUAGUACAUCCGGGUCGGUAUAUGCAUCCGAACACUAUAUUCGCAGCCAUCAUGAAGAGAAACCGCUAGCAUGGUGGCCAUACCGACUUUUGCCUCCGCCCAUUCUAUUUGUGUCUACUCUGUUUCCGACCCUGUCUGGCUGGGCUGAGAAAUCAGUAUGGGACAAAGUAUUAGGGAUUACGGCCGCCCCUAGCGUACUAUUUUUGACUAUAACUCUACCAGUUGUCGAGCCUCCAGUCGCAGAGCCGGAAACUGAACCUGUAUCUGUGUUUGUCUCUCCACCAUUAUCCCCCAACGAGGAUCCUGGAAUGGUGGCCUCUGACACACCACUUCUACAUUCCAUUGAACCCGACACCGACGCUCACCUUCCUCUACCCAUGAUACCUAGCAAUGGCAACAGUGCUCGAGGUCAGCAACCCAAGCCUACCGUACCUCCAGGAGCACGGCAUCGCCACGACUCCGAAGCGCCGGUUUUACCAACCCAGUUGGAACAGAACACUUCGGUCCCCAAACAGUGGAACCGAUGGCUUCUCACGCUGCAACUUGUCACGGCACCACUUUUCAUUGCACUGACAGUAUGGGCCAACCUUGAUUCUGAUAUGAAUGGACGAAAUCUCCUUGUACCUGCUCUUGCCGCCCUCGUCGUAUCCGCUGUUCUGCUCACUAUCCUUCUUGUUACCACCAAACCUACAACCAAACAACUCCCCUCCCGUGCCCGGCCAUUUUUGGCGUUCCUUGGCUUUAUCGUGUCGAUUGCUUGGAUUUCUACUUUGGCUACGGAAGUUGUCAACGUACUGAAAUCCGUUGGUGUCAUUCUCAGCAUUAGCGAUUCAUUACUUGGACUGACUGUGUUUGCCGUCGGAAACUCUCUGGGCGAUCUCGUCGCUGACGUUACCGUGGCGAGAUUGGGGUACCCAGUCAUGGCUCUAAGCGCAUGUUUCGGUGGCCCUAUGCUCAAUAUUCUCAUUGGGAUUGGUGUUGGGGGAUUGUACAUGACUCUUAACCCGGCGUCGAAACACUCUAGCUCUUAUUCUGGACUGAACACGAUCAUGGCAAGAGCCGUUUCUGCCGCCGAAGAACCAUACCGUAUAUCGGUUUCUAAGAGCUUACUGAUAAGCGGGGCGGUGCUGUUGGCUACGCUUGUGGGGCUAUUGAUUGUUGUACCGCUCAAUGGCUGGAGGAUGGAUCGAAAAAUCGGCCUGGGAUUGGUGACUUUGUGGUGUGUCAGUACAGUCUGUAAUGUCAUUGUUGAGAUCGUGACAUAA
Messenger RNA from Uncinocarpus reesii 1704, 3033 nucleotides. RefSeq lists its product as uncharacterized. The transcript has 2 exons. Gene Ontology annotation, biological process: monoatomic cation transport; intracellular calcium ion homeostasis; transmembrane transport. The record is from RefSeq and is a predicted model, not a curated record. Gene Ontology annotation, cellular component: membrane. The coding region runs from base 1 to 3033 and encodes 1010 amino acids. NCBI's taxonomy places the organism in Eukaryota, Fungi, Ascomycota, Eurotiomycetes, Onygenales, Onygenaceae. Gene Ontology annotation, molecular function: monoatomic cation transmembrane transporter activity.